Messenger RNA from Pseudoliparis swirei, 7326 nucleotides. RefSeq names its product mucin-2-like. The record is from RefSeq and is a predicted model, not a curated record. NCBI's taxonomy places the organism in Eukaryota, Metazoa, Chordata, Actinopteri, Perciformes, Liparidae. The transcript has 5 exons. Bases 608 to 3118 code for a protein of 836 amino acids.
CGAGGCGGAAGCGCGCCGCCUCUCGCCGCGCGCGCUUGACGUGCCGCUGGCGCUGAUGGCGGCGGGGCUGGCUGAGGGUCGCACCGCGGAGGGAGCGCGAGGAGGCGGGGGAAGGCACACGGAGGGCCGGCGGCGCGAGCAGCGACACACCGAGAGGAGCAGCGCGAGGCGCGAAGCGCAAGCAGCGACACACCGAGAGGAGCGGCGGCGCGAGGCGGGAAGCGCGAGGCCGAGCAGCGAGCGAGAGGACGAGGAGGAGCGGCGCGCGCGAGUUCAGGAGCUCCUAUUGGCCGCCUCCGGCCCCGCCCCCCGCUCUACUCCAGCUGCAGUAUUUCCAGUGUUUGUUCCUCGUUGACCUUUAAGGAAGUCUCUCAGCUGCAGAACAAAACAACUAUUUCACCUCCUUUAUCAAUAAUUAGAUAAAUGUAGAUUAGCUUCACCUUGAAGCUACUUGCAGUUAGCAGCUAACAGCUAGCGCAGAUAUUCGAUCGAAUAAAGGACCUGAAAGAAUAUGUAGUUGUACUCCGAUCCUGGUUUUCCGUGUUUUGCUAGCUAACGGCUAGUUAGCGGUGGCGCGGCGCUAGCGUCCGGACAGAGCGGGGGUGCGAUGGAGUACCACUCCGGUGGUAGCCUGCCCCUGCUGGGCAGACCGCGAUACUGCCCCGGGGCCAACGCUAACGGAGGCUACCUGUGUGAGACGGGACACUGCUGCGGGGAAACCGGCUGCUGCACCUACUACUACGAGCUCUGGUGGUUCUGGCUGCUGUGGACCGUCCUCAUCCUGUUCAGCUGCUGCUGUGCGUACCGACACCGGCGAGCCAAGCUGAGGGUCCAGCAGCAGCAGCGGCAGCGGGAGAUCAGCCUGCUGGCCUACCACGGGGCCAACUCCUACCCGUCCUCCAUGCUGGACCUCAGUUUCCUGGCGUCCCUGAAGCUGCCGUCCUACGAGGAGGUGGCGGCUCAGCCCUCCACCCCUCCCCCGCCGUACAGCUCCGUGUUCACCACGCCGCGGUACCCGCAGCCCCCCCGCACCGCCGACCCCCACCUGCUGACGCAGCACGACCCGCUGCUGCACCGGCCCCUGAGCGACGGCCCCUCCUCCCUCAGCUCCGACAACAGCUCCAGUUGUUCCUGUGACUCCUGCUGCCCCUCCUCUCCGUGUAGCUCCUCCCUGUCGGCCCCCGUCACCUACGAGACGGACACGAGCCACGCCACCACGCCCAGCGAGGCCACGCCCCUCGCCUUUGACGUCACGAUGGAGACCAUCGCGGCCGCGGCGACCCGUUUGGAGGUAAACGAGGCGCGGCCGGCGGGCGCCGAGGUGGCCGUCGACAUCGGCGACGAAGACGGCGCCGAAGCUCGGGAACCGGAUGCCGAGGACUCGCUGGUUACCGUUGCGGUGGUUACCGGGGCGACCUCCCCUCAGCCGCUGCCCUCUUCUGGUUCAGAGGUUCCCGUUGGAACAACAUGUCCCAUGAAGCAACAGCUCGACUUCACACCGCGGAGCCCAAUGGUCAGCGCCGGUAGCCCAAUGGUCAGCGCCGGUAGCCCAAUGGUCAGCGCCGGUAGCCCAAUGGUCAGCGCCGGUAGCCCAAUGGUCAGCGCCGGUAGCCCAGUUCCUCUCCCUAGUCCAACCGUUGACUCAUUACUUCCCUCCAUUCAAACCAUUGAGAGUCCAGCUGAGGACCCCAAAACCACCUUCAUGUCCGGCCCCUCCACCCUAACAGAAAGCAGUCCUGACACCCUGACCCUCAGAACCCUCCAUCUCACGAGAACUUUUGAUACAGCCGAUGUUCCUGGGAGUCCAAACUCAGCCCCAACCCCAGAAGUUGGAAGAACUUUGGUCUUAACAGACUCUGCUAGCCCCUCAACCCCGGACCCAAAUCCUAGUCUUGUGCCAACUCCGGCACCUUUAAACCAUACCCCAGCUCCAGCCCCAGUACCUUCCAAACUGACCCAAGUUCUAGAACCAGGACCCACAAACCGUAUCUCUGUUUCAAACCCAACACUAGUAAACCUUACCCAACCUUCCACCCGAGUGCCAAACCUACGACCUAAAAUCACCAUAGCGUCAGACUGUGAAACGAACCCCGAUCUGAAACCUGCACCUCCUGACCCGACGCUUGCUUCGCCUACAUUAGCCCAGUGCCAGUUUCUAGAACUGUCCCCCGAGUCCGAUGUAGCGCUGGUUCCUCCCAGCCCGAUGUCAGGCUCAGCCCACUACCCAGAGUCUGCUGCAGUUCUUGUAUCUGAUCUCCAUCCAGCUGCAGCACCAGCUGGUUCAGGUCCUUCUGGGGUCCCGUCUCAAUCGCCAGACUCGGACCUUCUCAGUCCAUCGGCAUUCAAUGUCCAGGCUGGUUUAGGUUCUGGUUCUGGAUCUGCAUCAAAACUCUCCAGUGUUGGUUCCAGACCAGGUGCCCCAGUGCUCUCCUUCACUACACCUGCCUCUUCCUCUUCCUCCUUCCCAUCCAUAACCAUAGAGUCUUCUUUCACGCCCUGCCAGUCCCCCGUUGCAGCCCUCUCCCCAUCCUCCCCCCUUCCUUCCUCCCCUUCCCUCCCAGCCCCGGCGUUACUCCUCGACCCCCUCACCGCUCUGCACCAGUGCAACAAAGGUGGCUCUUCCCCCGGCCACGCCUCCUCCCUCUCCCCCUCGCCUCGCGCCACCCAGUCUCCCCCCAAACAGACCCUCUUCUCGCCCUGCGUGGACGUGUUUGAACCAGGACCUCCAUGCUGGGAGGACGGGGAGGAGGAAGAGGAGGAGGACAAUGACGACGAUGAAGAUGAGGACAUGGGAGCCGACGAGAGCCAGUAUCGACAUCGUCGACUCACCGGUGACUCCGGCAUCGAGGUGUGCCGGUGUCGGGUAGAAGAGGAGGAGGAGGAGGAGGAAGAGGAGAAGGAGGAGGAGGGGGCAAGGAAGGAGGAUGGCAGGAGAGGAGGAAGUGCGGAGAGGGAUAAAAAUACAGGUGGAGACACUGAUCUCCACGACAGCGUGGACUGCCCCGCCAGAGGUCACACCACCACGGGGGAGGGGCUCAGACCGCGUAACUCCGCCUCCACGGCCACGCCGACCACCGAGGACGGCGGCAAAGUGGUCAUCGUCAUGGAGACCGUGUGAUCGGCGGACGCAGGCGGGUCAAACCAUUAGUCAUCCGGACACGGGAUGAACAGGAAGUUAACGAUGGGGGUCGAGCCCGAGGGUUUCAUCUGUCACGGGUUGUGAAGGUGGAGAAGUCACAUGACUGAACAUCUUCAGCCCGGCAGCAGGAAGCUUGUUCCAGCCGACGCGGUUCGGAGUAUCUGCAGCGAGAGGUUUGACUCGGCUGUCGGCUCAUUUGGAAAAUGUCAAAAGAAGAAUUCGGACCCCCGAUCCCAACUGUCGCUUUUUACAGAAUACACACAAAAUAUUUAGCUAGCCACCAUUUUGUAACUUUGGAGAGUAGACACGACGCUACUUGAGGUGCAUUGUGGGAAAUGUGGGAUCUAGUGUUUCGGGAGACUGGUACUAGAAACUGGAACCAGUAUAUUGUUUAGAUCUGUCAUUUUAAGUCCUGUUCCUUGGAAGAAUCCCCAUCCGGAGUUCUUCUGGUUGAAACCUCCAUGUUUACGAGCUCGUCGUCACAAGCACAUCCGUCCCGUCAGCAGGAACGCUCGGUUCCAUCGCGGGACCCGACAUAUCUUGAUGCACAUUCAACAGACGGAGAUGCAUAUCCACUGAGCUGAUGUGGCGUUCAGGUCAUGCGGGAGUUAAGGGAACUAUCAGAUAUCGACGUCAAUGUCAAGUCGGAGUUAUAAUUGGGAGACUCCAGAAAUGCAACGUUGCACAUUAUAAGAACCAGAAAGAGCAAAUAUUGAUCCUAAAAACAUGGUUUAAGCUACUCAAACGCUAAAGUUUGGGAUGUAAUCCCGUUGGUUCCUUUAACCGCUCACGCCAACAGUUCUGCAACGGAGUCGUCACAUGACUUUUAAAUGGUUGAGCAUUGCGCAGAAGACGCCUCGCUCGUCUUCGGGCGAUGACGAAGGCUCGGCUCCAUGAAGCAGGAGAGACUCCGUCCGGUAUGGAAGGUUUCUGGGUUGGUCUUUCUGUGCGUCAGCCUUUUGGGAGAGAAAAAGCUUCUUGCAUAAAUAAGAAUAAACAAUGGCCACUUUUACACGGAAAACAAAGCACCAAACAACAGCCGGGAAGGCGUCAUCGCUCCGGUCUUUGUCUCCUGAGUUCUGAGGUCAGACACAACGAUGUUCAGUCCCAACGCUAAAAUAUUCCCUUUCGCUUCGUGCAUCUCUCCAUUCAGAGACACUCUGCUUUCUUUUGAUGAUUCAGAACCCUCAAUUCUAAGUAAAACUGCACAUCACCUGCAAGAUUCACCCAACAAGUCAAACUAGUUGACAGCAACCGUAUUCCUGUACAGCAAAUGAUUUAGGAUUUAUUCUUAGAAAAACAUAAAGGUAUAUUUUGUCAAUUGUAGAGAUUAGAGUAAUUAGAUCCUGUAAUGAGUGAAGAGCAAUAUUUUUCAUCAGAAACAGGUCAACUGCCUCAGAGAGCAAUCUUGUGUCAUUGAUGGUUAAAAUCCUCCAGUUUUAAUCUGAAAUAUUACACACUGGUUUUCUACCUUUUCUUUGGGAUGGAACUCUUUCUAAAACCCUCUGAACUAAAUUUAAAAAGCAUCAGUUUUCACAGCGGCGGUAUAAUGAUUGUAAAGGCUGGUGUCGUUUCACGGAGGUAGAGUUCAAAACGAAUGAAACAAACUAAUAGCUUGACGUUUAGAAAUAAACUAAAAGUAAAGACAAACUAAAGCAUUUCUCGUGUAAAUAUAAAAUUUGCUUCAAAGUCAGUCGGAGUGUAAAAGUGAGACGUCUCUCAGCUGUUUCCUCAAACCUGCUCCCACAAAGUGCACUUUGUCUUAUGUUCACAGUUCAUGUCAGUCGUGUUGGAACAGGUUCACCAUUACCUGAUGUUCCUGAACUACACGUUAGAACGAAAUGGAAAAGACACAGAGUUUAUCGGCUUGAACCAGAACUCGUCAAACGUUGCCCUAGCGAGGGAUCCAGAAGGGGCGUCCAGAAGGGGCGUCCAGAAGGGGCGUAUAGAAGGGGCGUCCAGAAGGGGCGUAUAGAAGGGGCGUCCAGAAGGGGCGUAUAGAAGGGGCGUCCAGAAGGGGCGUCCAGAAAAAGCUAAUCCUGACUGACUAAUCCCGCCAUCACCGCCCACAAUGGCGGCGACUUCCGUCCACCGAUCGACAGCUGGAUGUUUGAUCCCGAUCGACUCGGCCGUCAGUUUGAGAAACCAGCGAGCACAAGAUUGGAUUCAUAAGCGGCCGGAUGGAAGCGAUCCCAUCUCUUGUUUGUUUUUGUGGCUGAAUUCACAGAUAAAGAAAUCUGCCUUCGACGUGGACUUUGCAGAUUUCUGCGAUGGCGUCCCCCCCCAACCCCCCGACAUUUGUCGAGACUCUGAAGGACCUCCUCGAGACCGCUCAAGAGGGAUACCGAGCCGUUGAUGUUGUGGUUGAUGGUGUUUUUUUGUUUUUUGUUUACCUGAACUACUAAGGUUAUAUAUCUCUAUGGUUACUGAGUGCCAUCUCUCUUAGCGUUAGACGGAGCUGUUCUCGCUCCGCGUGGACGUCAGAGUGACCGUUGUUUAAAUCUGUCCGUUGUAGCUCGGGUUCCCAAGAGCUGCUCUGGGAUCAGCCUCGGGGGAAACAACAACAACACAACGUCACUUUGGAUUUCAGCCCCGAAAGUUUCCCUCACAGAACCAGGAGAGAAAGAACCAACGAUUGGAGGGAUCCCCUUCAGACCCACCGGCACUACUGCCGAGCUCACUGAGCGGAAGGAGGUCCCAAACGGGAUUCGGUUGGUUCCCAUUGGUGUCGGUGGGCGCCAGCUCUUCCAUGGUUGGGGGUUAAAUUCCAAACGUUCACUCUCUGGUGCUGUGAGGCAUUUAGGGGUUGAAGCCGAGGCUGAUGUCAGGGCCGGAGCUUUGGAAACGUUGUCUUUGUUUUAGUUGGGAAUCGAACCAGAGCUGUUUUUUGUUUUAUUUGUUAGCACGUCGGUGGACGAAGAUCUUCAAAAAAUUUCCUCUCUGAAGAAGACGAGUUCCACUCUGACCGGGUUCACCUUCACGGGUCAGAUUUAGUUUCUCAUAAAAGAAUCGACCUCGACUGAAGCUGGAGAUAAAGAUUCUUUAUAAAUCAUCUGCCCACAAACAGACCCAGACUAGAACAGACCUGAUCCAACCGACCCAGACUAGAACAGACCUGAUCCAACAGACCCAGACUAGAACAGACCCAGACAAGAACAGACCUGAUCCAACAGACCCAGGCUAGAACAGACCUGAUCCAACCGACCCAGACUAGAACAGACCUGAUCCAACAGACCCAGACUAGAACAGACCUGAUCCAACCGACCCAGACUAGAACAGACCUGAUCCAACAGACCCAGACUAGAACAGACCUGAUCCAAACGACCCAGACUAGAACAGACCUGAUCCAACCGACCCAGACUAGAACAGACCUGAUCCAACCGACCCAGACUACAACAGACCUGAUCCAACCGACCCAGACUAGAACAGACCUGAUCCAACCGACCCAGACUAGAACAGACCUGAUCCAACCGACCCAGACUAGAACAGACCUGAUCCAACCGACCCAGACUAGAACAGACCUGAUCCAAACGACCCAGACUAGAACAGACCUGAUCCAACCGAUCCAGACUAGAACAGACCUGAUCCAAACGACCCAGACUAGAACAGACCUGAUCCAACCGAUCCAGACUAGAACAGACCUGAUCCAACCGACCCAGACUAGAACAGACCUGAUCCAAACGACCCAGACUAGAACAGACCUGAUCCAAACGACCCAGACUAGAACAGACCUGAUCCAACCGACCCAGACUAGAACAGACCUGAUCCAAACGACCCAGACUAGAACAGACCUGAUCCAACCGACCCAGACUAGAACAGACCUGAUCCAACCGACCCAGACUAGAACAGACCUGAUCCAACCGACCCAGACUAGAACAGACCAGGUUUGGGUCUGGAUCUAAGCUCCAUGUGCUGCAGUACCGUUGUUGGCCAGAGACCCUCCUGUCUGGAUCUCGGCCUCAUUAAAUGUUCAUGAUCUGUUUCGGGGCUCUUCUGGUCAACAGGAAGCGGCUCCUCGUCGCCUCCUCUGCUUCCUGUUUCAUGAGACUUCAGAUCCUCAACGUGACGACGACAACGACGCUAAUUAUUAGUAAUCCUAAAUUAAUAGUGAGUGUGUGUGUGACCUAACUAAACCAGCCUGUUCUAAAAGUGUGUGAAGAUAUCCUGAAUAAAGCGGUCAGAUCUAC